Vicia faba (fava bean) is the source of this 2415-nucleotide messenger RNA. The record is from the annotation of a GenBank genome assembly. Lineage: Eukaryota; Viridiplantae; Streptophyta; Magnoliopsida; Fabales; Fabaceae.
AUGGCGAGUCUCACUCGUUCUACCUCACUCCGUCAGAGGGUUGAUGAAUCUCUCACUGCUCACAGGAACGAAAUUCUGGCUCUUCUCUCAAGAAUUGAAGCAAAGGGAAAGGGAAUUCUGCAACAUCAUCAGAUCAUUGCUGAGUUUGAAGAAAUUCCUGAGGAGAAUAGGCAGAAGCUUGUUAAUGGAGCCUUUGGAGAAGUUUUGAGAUCCAUUCAGGAAGCUAUUGUGUUGGUACCGUUUGUUGCUCUUGCUGUUCGUCCUAGGCCUGGAGUUUGGGAGUAUCUGAGAGUCGACGUGCAAGGACUUGUUGUCGAUGAACUGAGUGCGGCUGAGUAUCUCAAGUUCAAGGAGGAGCUUGUUGAAGGAAGUUCUAAUGAAAACUUUGUGCUUGAGUUGGACUUUGAACCUUUCAAUGCCUCAAUUCCGAAACCAACGCAGAACAAGUCGAUUGGAAAUGGUGUUGAGUUUCUCAAUCGCCAUCUUUCUGCUAAGCUUUUCCAUGGCAAAGAAAGUUUGCAGCCUCUUCUGGAGUUUCUUAGGCUUCACAACCAUAAUGGAAAGACUAUUAUGGUUAAUGACAGAAUUCAAAAUCUGAAUUCUCUUCAACAUGUUUUGAGAAAAGCAGAAGAUUAUCUGAUCAAGAUUGCUCCUGAAACACCGUACUCGGAUUUUGAACACAAAUUCCAGGAAAUUGGUUUGGAGAGAGGGUGGGGAGACACUGCCGAGCGUGUCGUUGAAACAAUCCAACUUCUGUUGGAUCUUCUUGAUGCACCUGAUCCUUGCACCCUCGAGACAUUCCUUGGAAGAAUCCCUAUGGUCUUCAAUGUUGUCAUCCUUUCUCCACAUGGUUAUUUCGCCCAAGAUAACGUCUUAGGAUACCCCGAUACCGGUGGCCAGAUUGUGUACAUCUUGGAUCAAGUUCGUGCUUUGGAGGAAGAGAUGCUCAAACGUAUCAAGCAACAAGGCUUGGAUAUCACACCUCGCAUUCUCAUUAUCACCCGUCUUCUCCCCGAUGCAGUGGGAACUACUUGUGGUCAACGUCUUGAGAAGGUAUACAACACCGAAUAUUGCCACAUUCUUCGAGUUCCCUUUAGAACAGAAAAGGGAAUUGUUCGCAAAUGGAUCUCAAGAUUUGAAGUCUGGCCUUACCUAGAGACUUUCAGCGAGGAUGUCGCCACUGAACUUGCCAAAGAGUUGCAAGGCAAGCCUGAUCUGAUUGUUGGAAACUACAGCGAUGGAAACAUCGUUGCCUCUUUGUUAGCACAUAAAUUAGGCGUAACACAGUGUACUAUUGCUCAUGCACUCGAGAAGACCAAGUAUCCCGACUCUGACAUUUAUUGGAAAAAAUUCGAUGACAAAUAUCACUUCUCGUCCCAAUUUACUGCUGAUCUUUUUGCAAUGAACCACACUGACUUUAUCAUCACAAGUACCUUCCAAGAGAUUGCUGGAAGCAAAAAUACUGUUGGGCAGUAUGAGAGUCACACAGCCUUCACCCUUCCUGGGCUUUACCGUGUUGUUCACGGUAUUGAUGUCUUUGAUCCAAAGUUCAACAUUGUCUCUCCCGGAGCUGAUUUGAGCAUUUACUUCCCAUAUACCGAAACUGAGCGUAGAUUGACAUCAUUCCACCCUGAUAUUGAAGAACUUCUCUACAGCUCAGUGGAAAAUGAGGAGCACAUAUGUGUACUGAAGGAUCGCAGCAAGCCAAUUAUCUUCACGAUGGCAAGGUUGGACCGAGUAAAAAACAUUACAGGGCUUGUUGAGUGGUAUGGCAAGAAUGCUCGUCUAAGGGAACUGGUAAACCUUGUCGUUGUUGCUGGAGACCGAAGGAAGGAGUCCAAGGAUUUAGAAGAGAUUGCUGAGAUGAAGAAAAUGUACGGCCUGAUCGAGACCUACAAAUUGAACGGCCAAUUCAGAUGGAUUUCCGCACAAAUGGACCGAAUUAGAAACGGAGAGCUUUACCGUGUCAUCUGUGACACAAAGGGUGCUUUUGUGCAGCCAGCUAUUUAUGAAGCUUUUGGUUUGACUGUCAUUGAAGCCAUGACUUGUGGAUUGCCAACAUUUGCCACAUGUAAUGGUGGUCCUGCUGAGAUCAUUGUUCAUGGAACAUCUGGUUACCAUAUUGAUCCUUAUCACGGUGACCGUGCUGCCGAGACUCUUGUUGAAUUCUUUGAGAAGACUAAGGCUGAUCCUACUUACUGGGACAAAAUCUCCCAUGGAGGUCUCAAACGUAUUCACGAGAAGUACACAUGGCAGAUUUAUUCUGACAGGCUUCUGACUCUUACUGGCGUGUAUGGCUUCUGGAAGCAUGUGACAAACCUCGAUCGCCGUGAGAGCAAACGCUACCUUGAGAUGUUUUAUGCACUCAAAUACAGCAAAUUGGCUCAAUCUGUGCCUCUUGCUGUCGAAGAGUAA